CCAAGAAGGAGUGGUGUGUUUCAGUGGGCUGAAAACUGGGGGCGGGAGAGAUCAUAAAAGGGUCCUGAUCAAACCCCAGUCAGGAGAAUCUUCUGGAAGGAGCUCAAACAUCCAGCUUUGUUACUGCUUCUCAUUUAAAGAGUCCCUAUCUGCUCAAGCCAUGAAGUUCAGCGUGCUCUUCUGCAUCCUGCUCUUUACCUGCCUGUACCUCACGCUGGCACAAGGUUCAUACGAGAACUGCUGCCUCAAGUAUGUAAAAAGUAUCAGAAAGGCGACGAGGAGACAUGUGGUGGAGUAUAGGAGGCAGGAAACAGACGGCGGCUGCAACCUCCCGGCUAUCGUGUUCAAAGUGAACUACAAGGGGAAAUGGAAACAAAUCUGUGCUGAUCCCAAUAAGGAUUGGGUAAAAUCACUGAUUGAGACCAUUGACAAGUCAAUUAGACAAGCUAAAUACUGAUACACUGUAAUUGCCAUUACAGUAACUUCUACUUUGUAAGAGCUGAACACCAACCCGUCAUGCAUGUAACCUUGCAGCUACAUAUAAGCUUGUUUCAGCGUUCCAUGGAGUCCCUAGACACCAUUAGGCUCUCAUUUUCAGGAAUUUAUAUAGAAGGUCAUUUCCUCCAAGGUUACAAAAAGCUUGUGUCUCUACUCAUUCUGAUCAUAACUAGUUUGGUUCGAUAGCGGGACUUUCCCCGUGAUGCUUUGCUGUAAGAGCGCUGUUCUUAAUUGGAUAAACAGUGUUUUCUUUUAUUGCACCAUACUAGCAUGGAAAUGUGCAUCUGGAGAAGUCAGUAUAACCAUUCAUACUACUCAGUAUGUAUCGUGUAUAAGCGUCAGCACACCCUGCCGGCUAGUCAGAGCUCAUGCAGGUGUACCAGCACCUGAGGAGUGUCUCUGAGCAGAGGAGCCAGCGAAUGGGCACAAAUGGGGCUGUGACCAGUGGUUAGAUGCUUUUGUAGAUAAUGACAGCAUGUUAGAUUCUUAGGAAACCACAGUAAAAUUCAGUCAAGAAUGGCAUACAGUAGCGUGCAAAAGUUUUAGGCCAUCAAAGAAAAUAUUUAAAGGUAUUUAUCUAUACUCUUUGUGUUUGUGCUUAGAAAAAAAAACACAAAUUCUUCUGUUCCCUAAAAAGGUUACUGGUGUCUUGUUGAUGGAUAGAACACGGCUUCAGCUCCGGACCCCCCCUGUAGGGGGCUGCAGCUAUUCCAUGUGGUUAAAUUUUACCAUCAGCUCCCUUAAUUAAUUAGCUUAAAUGGUUAAAUGAUGAGGUAUUGAUUAGUCAAACAUAGUAUGCUAACAAAUAGAUGGGUGUAUUGGAUGGUUACCUUGAAAUGGCUAAGCUAGCACACUGUAACAGAAUUAGUAUCACUGUUUUACUCCAAUAUGACCAACGUUUAAUCAUAAUUUGACUGCAUAAGACUUUUGCACAGUACUGUACAUAUCCUUCAUAAAUGACGUAAUGGACUUUAAAUGAAUAUAUCAUAAAACAUUGCUUUGAAAACGUAUCAAUGUUCUACCUGCCCUGGUUAAAUCCUGUAUCGUUUUCCUCAUCAUGUACAUUGUUUAAAUUCGGCGACGCACAGUGGACACAAAGGAUCCCUGCAUUUACUUUCUUACAGAUACCGCAACAGAGACAAAAAUAACAUGUUUCUCCCAGAAUUGAGUGCCGUUGUCCUCGCUGCUCACUUGAAAUAUGUUAAUUAUUUUUUAUCAAUUUUUAAUCAUAUGUGAACAUUUUCAGCUUUUUAUGCAUUCAUCAUGUUUCAGGUAAACAACUGUCAGAAAAAACACCAAAGGGAUUAGUGCGUCCGUUACUUUGUGGUUUCCUUGAGUUUAUAAUUACAGUAAUUUUAUAUUAUGUAUAAAUCAAAUAUGUGCCACUGCAUUUUUGUAAGCUAACCUGUAACAUUGAAAAAGACAGUGAAUGUGAUGUUUUUAGAGAACAGGUUCUAUACUUACUGCAUAUACAGUAUAUAUACACUUCUUGAUCGAUGUGGUAUCAGAGACAUAUAAGAUCAAAGAACUCAAGGUGUCUUAAAGAGGCUCAGGCAGCGCCGACUGUGAAUGGAGUUGUAGUAAUUGCUGAGUCUGAGCCAGUGCUCUGGAUUGUCUGUGUCCUUCUUUUGUUUUGUAUUCUUUAUGUACCUUGGAUCUUUAAGCAAUCGUUGUCCUAUAGACAUAAUAAAACUGAUUUCUUCUUUUUGCA
Messenger RNA from Paramormyrops kingsleyae, 2209 nucleotides. RefSeq names its product chemokine (C-C motif) ligand 25b (gene ccl25b). Gene Ontology annotation, cellular component: extracellular region. Gene Ontology annotation, molecular function: chemokine activity. NCBI's taxonomy places the organism in Eukaryota, Metazoa, Chordata, Actinopteri, Osteoglossiformes, Mormyridae. Gene Ontology annotation, biological process: immune response. The record is from RefSeq and is a predicted model, not a curated record.